Cariama cristata (Red-legged seriema) is the source of this 3346-nucleotide messenger RNA. It is a transcript of the gene WAPL, whose product is annotated as wings apart-like homolog (Drosophila). The transcript is spliced from 15 exons. The annotation marks the transcript as partial. Gene Ontology annotation, biological process: regulation of chromosome condensation. Lineage: Eukaryota; Metazoa; Chordata; Aves; Cariamiformes; Cariamidae. The record is from RefSeq and is a predicted model, not a curated record.
AUGACAUCCCGAUUUGGAAAGACCUACAGCCGGAAAGGAGGAAACGGCAGUUCCAAGUUUGAUGAAGUAUUUUCCAACAAACGGACCACCCUUAGUACAAAAUGGGGAGAAACCACCUUCAUGGCCAAAUUAGGACAGAAGAGACCCAGUGUCAAACCAGAUAUUUCCGAUGUUCCUAAAAAACCCAAAGUUGAAGAUGAGGUAACAGAGGAUCCAUUUGGAUUUGACAGUGAUGAAGAAUCUCUUCCUGUGUCUUCAAAGAAUGUGUCACAGGCUAAAAGCUGCUCUCAGCUGGAACCCAGUGAAGCUGCUCAGUCUGAGGACUUCACUCCUGUACUUGAACCUAACAGCAGAAUUAAUCAGCCAGACAGUGGAGAAAACGUUGCAUCCAGCAAGUGCAUAACUUUUGACAAUACUGUUCCUCUCUUAAAAGAAAAGAGCACAAGCAAAAAUGGGGAAGAUGGAGGAUGCAAAGGCAGCAGUGCUAAAGUUGUAACUACAGAUAAAAUACAGAAUUUGAAUGAAGAUAAUGAGAACAACAGUCAUUUCAUCUAUGAGAAUGCUGAAGACAGUAACAAAACCAAUGCUGAAACUACAGAUGCUUCUGGAUGCAACACUGAAACCAAGGACUUACCUGAUUCUUGGGACUCCCACAUUGGAAAAACAGCAGACUCUCCAUCAGAAACAUCUCAGACGAAGGGGCCAUUAAGAACUCAGUUGUAUGAAUGGGAGGAUGAAACUGAAGACACCAGAACUGGAGAGUAUCUCUUAGAUUUUGACAAUGAACAUCUCCCAGAGGUGAAGAGCAAGGAUGAGGAGUGUGAUAAAGAAGAUACUGAAAAUCCAAAGGAAGCCAUUAGUGAAGAACUUGUGCAAACUAUUCCUAGGCCAAGCAACUGUAGGACAUACUGUCGAUCCAACAAAGCAAAACCGCAGGGGGCAACAAAUUUUGACAAGCUCAUGGAUGGCACUAGUCAGUCUUUAUCCAAAGCAAACAAUGAGUCGAAUAAUGAUGGUCUGAACCCAGCAAGAAAAGUUUCUUUAAGUAGUGGGACCACUUGUAGAGGGACGGUUGGACGGACUAGAGACUACACUGUUCUACAUCCAUCUUGCUUGUCAGUUUGUAAUGUUACUAUACAGGAUACCAUGGAACGAAUCGAUGAAUUUACCACAGCAGCCCCUACUGACCUGGGAGAAGCUGGACGCUUAAGAAAAAAAGCAGACAUUGCUACUACAAAAACUACAACCAGGUUUCGACCGAGCAAUACCAAAUCCAAAAAGGAUGUCAAAUUAGAGUUUUUUGGGUUUGAUGAUCAAGAUGAGGGAGGGGGAGAUGAAGGCGCCUCUAGAAGUUCUGGGAGUUCCAAUUACAAAAUCAAGUACUUUGGGUUUGAUGACUUGAGUGAAAGUGACGAUGAAGAUGAAGAGUGGCAGAUAGCAGAAAGGAAAGCUAACAAAAAGCGAAGUAGAACUGCACCAUCUUCUUCACUCCAGUCAACCUCUGAUGGCAAUGAAAACUGUUCCCAGGAUAGCCAGCUCAGUACUAAUGCAGAUCUUAUGGAGUUUUCAGAGGAUGCAUCUGGUGUGCCUGAAGGCAAUAAGAAAUCCACAAAUAAACAAGGUGAUAAAUCUAAGGAAAAUACCAGGAAGAUUUUUAGUGGGCCAAAGCGGUCUCCCACAAAAGCUGUAUAUAAUGCUAGACACUGGAACCAGCCAGAAUCAGAGGCUCUGCCAGCACCACCAGUUUUGAAAACUCCCAGUGUCCCAGUAAGGCUAUCUUCAAAGGAGGCAAUUCAUAAAGAUGAUGGAGUUUUUAAGGCUCCUGCACCACCUCCCAAAGUGAUAAAAACUGUGACAAUACCUACUCAGCCCUAUCAAGAGAUAGUAACUGCAUUGAAAUGUAGGAAAGAAGACAAAGAAUUAUACACUGUUGUUCAGCAUGUAAAGCACUUCAAUGAUGUAGUGGAAUUUGGUGAAAAUCAAGAGUUCACAGAUGAUAUUGAGUACUUGCUAAGUGGAUUGAAGAGCAAUCAGCCCCUAAACACACGUUGCCUUAGUGUAAUCAGCUUGGCGACAAAGUGCGCCAUGCCCAGCUUCCGAAUGCAUCUGAGAGCACAUGGGAUGGUAGCCAUGGUUUUCAAAACACUGGAUGAUUCCCAACACCAUCAGAAUUUGUCCCUUUGUACAGCAGCUCUAAUGUACAUCCUGAGUAGAGAUCGUUUGAACAUGGAUUUAGACAGAGCUAGUCUAGAUCUGAUGAUACGGCUUUUGGAAUUGGAACAAGAUGCUUCUUCUGCCAAGCUGCUGAAUGAAAAAGACAUGAAUAAAAUUAAGGAAAAAAUUCGGAGACUGUGUGAAACUGUUCACAACAAACAUCUUGAUCUCGAAAACAUCACGACCGGGCAUUUGGCAAUGGAGACGUUACUGUCUCUCACCUCAAAACGAGCUGGGGACUGGUUUAAAGAAGAACUGCGACUUCUAGGUGGUCUUGAUCAUAUUGUAGAUAAAGUUAAAGAAUGUGUGGAUCACCUAAGCAGUGAUGAAAAUGAAGAGAAAUUGGUUGCUUCGUUAUGGGGUGCAGAAAGAUGUUUACGGGUCUUAGAAAGUGUAACUGUGCAUAAUCCAGAAAAUCAGAGCUAUCUGAUAGCAUACAAAGACUCGCAACUCAUAGUCUCCUCAGCUAAAGCGCUGCAGCAUUGUGAGGAAUUAAUCCAGCGAUAUAAUCGUGCUGAAGACAGUAUCUGUUUACCAGACAAUAAGCCUCUGCCUCACCAGAAUGUCACUAACCAUGUGGGUAAAGCAGUGGAAGACUGUAUGAGGGCCAUCAUUGGUGUCUUGCUCAACCUGACAAAUGAUAACGAAUGGGGUAGUACAAAAACAGGUGAACAAGAUGGUCUGAUAGGCACAGCUAUGAAUUGUGUGCUUCAGGUUCCAAAGUUCCUACCUCAAGAACAGAGAUUUGAUAUUCGGGUGCUGGGAUUGGGUCUGUUGAUCAAUCUAGUAGAAUACAGUGCUCGGAAUAGGCACUGCCUUGUCAAUAUGGAAACAUCAUGUUCUUUUGACUCCUUCUGUACGGGAGAAGGAGAUGAUAGCCUAAAGAUAACUGGACAGAUUGAUGCUGUUCAGGCUUUAGUGCAGCUAUUUCUUGAGCGUGAGCGAGCGGCACAGCUGGCUGAGAGCCAGACAGACGAAUUGAUUAAAGAAGCUCCCACUGCUCAGCAUGAUAAGAGUGGGGAAUGGCAAGAGACAAGUGGGGAGAUACAGUGGGUCUCCACAGAAAAGCCAGAUAGUACUGAAGAGAAAGAUAAGAAGGAAGAAGAUGAUGAAGAACUUGAUCUUAAUAAAG